Heterocephalus glaber (naked mole-rat) is the source of this 1258-nucleotide messenger RNA. It is a transcript of the gene Rnf148, whose product is annotated as ring finger protein 148. The record is from RefSeq and is a predicted model, not a curated record. NCBI's taxonomy places the organism in Eukaryota, Metazoa, Chordata, Mammalia, Rodentia, Bathyergidae.
CUUCCACUGCUCUGCUUUGUGUAAUCCUGUUUGCUGUAUUCCCAGUGAAACUUCAAUGGAAUUAAGCUUCAUAGAUGUAAAAAGAGAGCUUGCCACAUGGCUGGUACACAUGGAUAGACAUCCUGUACAUCGUAGAUAAUCUUCUGAAAGAAUGUUGUCAGUUUGUUGACUGUGUCACAGACUCCAGGCAGAUGGAAUGAUGAACACAUUUAAACUUAAUACUUCAACUCCUUGUUCUGUUUCAUCUUGGCUCUUGAGGCUUAGCGUCUUCCUGGUACUCAGCCUUCCUGACUCCAAAGGAAAAGCAAUAUGGACAGCUCAUCUGAACAUAACAUUCCAGGCGGGAAAUCGGAUUAUAUCAGAAUUAGGAGAAAGCGGAGUGUUCGGGAAUCAUUCUCCUUUGCAAAGAGUAUCUGGUGCCGUGGUACUUCCUGAAGGUUGGAAUCAGGAUGCUUGUAAUCCAUUGACCAAUUUCAGCAGACCUGAAGGAGCAGACUCUUGGCUGGCCCUCAUUGAACGAGGAGGUUGUACUUUUACACAUAAAAUCAAUGUGGCAACAGAGAAGGGAGCAAGUGGGGUGAUCAUUUAUAACUAUCCAGGUACUGGCAACAAAGUAUUUCCUAUGUCUCACCGGAGAACAGAAAAUAUAGUGGCAGUGAUGAUAGGCAACUUAAAAGGGAUGGAACUAUGGCACUUGAUUCAGAAAGGAGUUUAUGUGACCAUCAUCAUUGAAGUUGGGAGAAUCCACAUGCCCUGGGUGAGCCAGUAUGUUAUGUUUUUCUUUACCUUCCUAUCAGCCACAGUUGCUUACAUCUUGUACUGUGCCUGGAGAUCCAGCAUGCCCAAUUCUUUCACCAGGAGACGAAGACAGGUAAAGGCUGAUGUGAAAAAAGCUAUUGGUCAGCUUCAGCUUCGAGUGCUCAAAGAAGGGGAUAAAGAGCUAGAUCCAGAUGAGGACAAUUGUGUUGUUUGUUUUGACACAUACAAACCACAAGAUGUAGUACGUAUUUUAACUUGCAAACAUUUUUUCCAUAAGACAUGCAUUGACCCCUGGCUUUUAGCCCAUAGGACAUGCCCCAUGUGCAAGUGUGAAAUUCUGAAAACUUAAUCACAGAGAACCUUCUGAAGAUGUAGCCAAACCUUUCUAAAGACUGAGAUUAGAUGAAUUCUCUUAUGGACAGAAAGUGUCAUAUAAGUUUCUCUACCCAAGAACUAAAGAAGAUGAAUUUCUGCUUUGUAAAAAUAAAACUCCAUUUCA